UUUGUUUAGUGUAAGUAAAGUCGAGAGUAACUGUCAAGCGCUUUACGUUUUCAGCUUAGUUUUCUCUUCAAUUCGCUCACUGAGUUUUGUUUUAUAAAGUGACGAAUGUACGUAAUAGUUCUAGUACGGCUUUGCAUUUUAUUGUACGGRUGAUACGGAUAUAACAGUGUCAUAGAGCUUGUUUCAGUCAAAAACCCCAAGUAGAUUGUUGAUGGAUUAAAACUCAUUCUAUCUCGCGGUCUUGAGCUGACAAGAGUCUGUAGCUUCAUGUUAAAAUACUUUUCUGUUUUCAAAACCUUUUGGAGGACUAGAUAAUGUUCAGAGGGAAAGUACGUACAUCAACAAGAGAUGUUCAUCAGCAUUCGCUUUGUUGUCGGUCUGGAAGUGAAAAACAAGGAAAAGAACCUGACGAAAGCCGGAUAUGUCGUUCACCUCAAGUCAAUUGGCCUUCAUACCACUACUAUCUGACACACCAUGUAAGGACGCAGCUAAGCUCUACCGAUAUCCAAAACUAUUACAAUAUUCACUCUUGGCUCGAUAAUGUAGUAAAAAACAAUAAAAGCGAACCUGCUGUGGCAGACUUUGAAACUGACUGUGUUAUUGAAGAGGAAGCUGACUCGCUUCACGUUGGCGAUGAUUACACGUCCUCGGCUCACCUUGACCAGCGGUAUCCGCUUCAUGUGGCAUGCGCAAAAGCUAAAUCUCCAAUAAAGGAACAGAAAGAAGCACUACUGAGUCGCCAAGAGAAGAUAAAGACUUUGAAAGCGUUGCUUACGAAACAUGAAAGAUGUACUCGCAAGGAAACAAGGUUAAAAGGCAAAGACUUGAACCAAUGAGGAACAUGUACUGUGGUUUCAAAGCCCUCAGAAAGCAACAUCUUGGUUUGCCACAUGAAAACAAUGAUAACCUGCGUGAAUAUGCAGGUAACUAUAGCAACGAACAGAACAUAGCAGGGCUUGUUGAGAUCUCAGCACGAGACUAAAGAGAAGCUAGAAGACAAAGGUGCACUGAUGGAUAUAUAAACUCCAUUAUUACGGUGUAAGUUUUCUGGGAAAACGUUUCUCUCUUACUUUCUCUCCCUUUAAUUCCUUUCUCGCUAUCUCGGUCUCCCGUGUUAGACCUUCUUCGAGUUUUAAACCGCUGCGUUCAUUGACUCAAUUACUCAGGUAAUUCAAUAUACACAAAUAGUGAGACCAACAGUGAAGUAAAGAAUGUACAACUUCAACAAUACAAACACUUUGAUACUCCACGAGCCUAAACUGGAACACAUGAUUAUUCUGCACAAAAUCGAGUCUAUUCCUGAGUAACAAAGAAACCGAAGUAUGGGAUAUAAACAAUAGACAGCUUAAGAUUCCUGUUUUUUCUUCAUGCCUUUUUAUCAGAUUGCGAACAUAGUGCAUUGUGGUCUAGCUUGGGUACAAAACAUCUCUUCUUUAUCAUACCUUAUAUGGUAUCAGUGUACUGGAGUUGGAGAGACUAGAGACUAGACCUUGCUUGUUGACUUUAUUGGAUACAAAAAUAUGUACUUAUUGACUGAGUGGGAGGGCCGUACGGGAAAAUAUUUGGC
Messenger RNA from Actinia tenebrosa (Australian red waratah sea anemone), 1567 nucleotides. RefSeq lists its product as uncharacterized. Lineage: Eukaryota; Metazoa; Cnidaria; Anthozoa; Actiniaria; Actiniidae. The record is from RefSeq and is a predicted model, not a curated record.